AUGUCAACCAUACCGCCGUCCUCACUGCAGUCUACCCAUCCACCUGUCAUCCCGCUUGGCUUCAACUCGAAGCAACCCGAAAAGGUCACGCUAUACCCUCUGUCGAACUAUACUUUCGGUGUCAAGGAGACACAACCUGAGGAGGAUCCCUCCGUGAUCGCAAGACUGAAGCGCCUAGAAGAGCAUUUUACUGAGCAUGGAAUGCGUCGGACGUGUGAGGGCAUUCUCGUAUGCCACGAACAUAACCACCCACACAUCUUGAUGCUUCAGAUUGCGAACGCAUUUUUCAAGCUUCCUGGGGACUACCUUCGACCCGAAGACGACGAAGAGACCGGUUUCAAGGCAAGAUUAGACGAAAGAUUGGCCCCGGUGGGCCGGAUAGGCGAAGGCGAAGAGGCCGGCGACUGGGAAGUUGGCGACUGCCUCGCCCAAUGGUGGAGACCGAACUUCGAGACCUUUAUGUAUCCUUUUGUUCCCGCCCAUGUCACACGGCCCAAGGAGUGCAAAAAACUCUACUUCAUUCACUUGCCCAAGACAAAAGUACUGAGUGUUCCAAAGAAUAUGAAGCUCCUUGCGGUGCCACUCUUCGAGCUUUACGACAACACCGCCCGAUAUGGACCUCAACUUUCAGCAAUACCACAUCUUCUCAGCCGCUACAAUUUCGAAUUUGUUGACGAAGACGGCAAUGUGGUGGCCAUGACACCUGGUGCUGCCCCCCCGGAAGGCUACGUGCCCAAGACGAAGGUUUUGGCUGGCGACGACACGGAAAUGAAAGAGGAGAACGGCACAAUUUAG
Messenger RNA from Pochonia chlamydosporia 170, 795 nucleotides. RefSeq names its product cleavage and polyadenylation specific factor 5. The transcript is spliced from 2 exons. NCBI's taxonomy places the organism in Eukaryota, Fungi, Ascomycota, Sordariomycetes, Hypocreales, Clavicipitaceae. The coding region runs from base 1 to 795 and encodes 264 amino acids. Gene Ontology annotation, cellular component: mRNA cleavage factor complex. The record is from RefSeq and is a predicted model, not a curated record. Gene Ontology annotation, molecular function: mRNA binding.